GAACUUCAUGUUAUCAAUAGCCCUAAAGGCCACCAUGUACCAGCAAUCUUCAUAUUCAAGUUUCACCACGCUAUUAGUGAUGGCACCUCCCUCAUGGCUGGUGUUAAUUCUUGACAAAGAAAAAACUUAUUACAUCUCAAACCCAACAAAACACUACUUCAAAGAAUUUGAUCUAGUUUUUCAAGAUUAAUGUCCCUAAUUUUAUAUCUUCAAUCAUAUACUCUUUAUAUGAUUUUGGACAAGUUGUUGGGACGAUAUCGAUAGUCAUACUCCAAUUAGGUCUGGAACUAUAGACAUGACUCUUCCAUUUUCGGCUAGAGUUUGCUCGCUUGCUUUAUCACUCAAUGAUGUUAAAACAAUCAAGGAUCAUCUUGGAGUGACAAUCAAUGAUGUGGUCAUCGGAAUAAUAUUUUUGGGAACUCAAUUAUACUUCCAAGAAACACAGCAGCAACAGCUCAAAAAUGCCCGAGCAACAACAUCAAUACUCUUCGACAUUAGGAACGUGGAAGGAAAAUUAAGCUUGGAUGAAAUUAUCAAGGGAAACUUGUGGGGAAAUCGAAUUUUGAUUAUGGAACUUCUACUCCUGAUUUUAGAGGAUGAAGAUCUUACAAAUCCUCUCAAAUUUAUCUUGAAAGCUCAUAACAUUAUCAAUAGAAAGAGGAGUGGUAUCUAUAGUCCCUAUCUUUUGGCCGGACCGCUUGAAAUUGUUAGGGCAUUUGGUGGCCUUCAAGUUCGUCCUAUACCACGCAGUUCAUUGACGGAUGUCUUGCUAGGUCGUUGGUCUAACACGACGACUAACCCUCAAAUACAAAUUUAUAAUCCAAAAAAUUACCCUAGACUAGCUAGUGGCAAGUUUAGGAGUCGAACCACAAGGAGGUUUGAAAGGACCUUUGAAUUGUAAUUGAAUAUUGAGUCGUGGAAAACAAACUAGAAUGGAUGAUUGUUUCUAAGGUUUAAACUAAGUAAUCUAAGGUGUUUAAUUGCAAUAAAGGAAUGCUAGGGGAAUUAGAUCACUAUGCUUGCCUCUAUUCAAUGUCCUAACAAUGGUAAUAUGCUCAAUUCAUGCAAAAGAAAAUGGAUUACGGUCCUUGUCUAAUUAAUAACUAGAAUCGUCUCGAUCUCGAG
Molecule: messenger RNA, 1125 nt
Organism: Chenopodium quinoa (quinoa)
Lineage: Eukaryota; Viridiplantae; Streptophyta; Magnoliopsida; Caryophyllales; Amaranthaceae
Exons: 2
Coding region: 296-901 (201 amino acids)
Biological process (GO): triglyceride biosynthetic process
Cellular component (GO): plasma membrane
Molecular function (GO): long-chain-alcohol O-fatty-acyltransferase activity; diacylglycerol O-acyltransferase activity
Source: RefSeq, a predicted model, not a curated record